GCGUUGGACUGGAUGGCCCAGGAGGUCUCUUCCAACUCUACUAUUCUAGGAUUCUAUGAUUCUAUAAGAGUGUAGAGAUGCACCCACUAUGGGUUUCCUUGCCUUUCCAUUGAUACACUGCCUUGUCCGCCUCCAAAGCACCUGGGAGCCCAUCCUGGUUCCUAGAGAAGCAUUGUUUUGCCCAGGAAGUCUUUGAAGAGAACCAUCCAAGGAGCAUCGCUUCCGCUUCCGGUUCUUCCUUGGCGAGGCGGGAAAGCUGAAAACAGGCAGAGAGGAGACACGAGGAGCAGGUGACUAUUGGGCAGAAAAGAAUCGGCAGAGAGCAAGAGCCAUAGAAAUCCAUGGAGUUUGAAAACAAUACCAGUCAAGCUGUUUCCUCACGCCAGAAAACCCACCCAGGGGGACAACCAUUUAAAUGCACUGAAUGUGGUAAGAGUUUCAACAAGAGAGGAAAUCUUACUACACAUGAAAGGAUACAUAAAGGGAAGAAACCAUAUCAAUGCACAGAGUGUGGGAAGAGUUUCAGGUGCAAAGGAAGUCUUACUGUCCACGAAAGAAUUCACAGUGGAGAGAAACCAUAUCAAAGCCUGGAAUGUGGGAAGAGUUUCCCGGUUGCCGGGCAUCUGAAAACGCACCAACAACUUCAUACAGGUGAAAAGCCUUAUAAAUGCCUGGAGUGCAAAAAGAGCUUCCAUUUAAGCGGUAACCUUCUAUCACAUCAAAGAGUCCACACAGGGGAGAAACCAUAUAAGUGCCUCGAGUGUGGAGAGAGCUUCAUUAACAGUGGAAAUCUUGCUGGCCACCGAAGCAUUCAUACAGGGGAGAAACCAUUUCCAUGCUUGGUGUGUGGAAAGAGCUUCCGUUUAAAUGCUUACCUUUCUGCACAUCUAAGAGUCCACACAGGGGAGAAACCAUACGAAUGUAUGGAAUGCGGGAAGAGCUUCAGUCAGAGUCAAGAGCUUACUGUGCAUCGAAGGCUCCACACAGGAGAGAAGCCAUACAAAUGCCUGGAGUGUGGAAGGAACUUCCGGGAAUCAGGGAAACUAGCUGUGCACCAAAGAACCCACACAGGGGAGAGACCAUAUCCAUGCCCAGAGUGUGGAAAGAGCUUCCGACAAAAGCCACACCUUACUAUACAUCUAAGAAUCCACACUGGAGAGAAGCCAUAUAAAUGCCAAAUAUGUGGAAAAAGCUUCAGCUAUAGCGGAGGUCUCAGUAAUCAUCAAAAACACCACACAGGGGAGAAACCCUAUAAAUGCAUGGAGUGUGGAAAGAACUUCCGCUUAAGUACUAGCCUUAACGCCCACCUAAGUACCCACACUGGUGAGAAACCCUAUAAAUGCACCACCUGUGGGAAAUGCUUCAGUCAACAUUCGCACCUUUCCAGCCACCGGAGGAGCCACACGGGAGAGAAACCACAUCAGUGCAUGGAGUGUGGAAAGAGCUUCCGUUUAAAUGCUUACCUUUCUGCACAUCUAAGAGUCCACACAGGGGAGAAACCAUACGAAUGUAUGGAAUGUGGGAAGAGCUUCAGUCAGAGUCAAGAGCUUACUGUGCAUCGAAGGCUCCACACAGGAGAGAAGCCAUACAAAUGCCUGGAGUGUGGAAGGAACUUCCGGGAAUCAGGGAAACUAGCUGUGCACCAAAGAACCCACACAGGGGAGAGACCAUAUCCAUGCCCAGAGUGUGGAAAGAGCUUCCGACAAAAGCCACACCUUACUAUACAUCUAAGAAUCCACACUGGAGAGAAGCCAUAUAAAUGCCAAAUAUGUGGAAAAAGCUUCAGCUAUAGCGGAGGUCUCAGUAAUCAUCAAAAACACCACACAGGGGAGAAACCCUAUAAAUGCAUGGAGUGUGGAAAGAACUUCCGCUUAAGUACUAGCCUUAACGCCCACCUAAGUACCCACACUGGUGAGAAACCCUAUAAAUGCACCACCUGUGGGAAAUGCUUCAGUCAACAUUCGCACCUUUCCAGACACCGGAGGAGCCACACGGGAGAGAAAGCACAUCAGUGCAUGGAGUGCGGAAAGCGUUUCAGAUAUAAACAAAGCUUUACUCAUCAUGAAAGGAUGCAUGCGCAGGGAAAAAAAAUAUCCAAACGCAUAGAGCAAAGACCUUCAGUGAAAAAAGGAAACAAUGCUUCAAAAAACCGAAGUAGAGUUCGUUCCAAGUGCUCAUCGGAAUUUUCCUAAUUGGGUGUUUAUUAAAGUUUGGGUGUUCCGCCACUUCUUCAUAAAGUGGGUAUGCAUGCAAGCCAAAUUUUAAAUCAGCUCCUUCAAAAACCUAUGAGGCUUUGAUUAUCAAAAUGGAACCAUUCUUCUAACCAGUUCAGUAGAGCUGCUACAACGGGCCAUUGAAUAGAUGGAAAAUCCGUGGAUGUAGAGAGACAACUAUAAUUCUUUUAUAUAUUAGCUGGUGCUCUUUAGUUUUUAAUUUGGGUCCCUAGAUGUUAGGUUGUAAAGGUAAAGGUUUUCCCCUGACGUUAAGUCCAGUCGUGACUGACUGGGGGUUGGUGCUCAUCUCCAUUUCUAAGCCGAAGAGCCGCCGUUGUCUGUAGACACCUUCAAAGUCAUGUGGCCGGCAUGACUGCAUGGAGUGCCGUUACCUUCCCGCCGGAGCGGUACCUAUUUAUCUACUCACAUUUGCAUGUUUUCAAACUGCUAGGUUGGCAGGAGCUGGGGCUAACAGCGGGCGCUCAUUCCGCUCCCGGGAUUUGAACCUGGGACCUUUCAGUCUGCAAGUUCAGCAGCUCAGCGCUUUAACACACUGCACCACCACCAGGAGCUGAAUGACAAUUCCCAUCACUUCCAAUUAUCUACCUUGCAGUCUCAGAAUAAUGGGAAUUGUAACCCAAUAGCAUUCUUGCUCUGAGUUUGGGGAAAGGCUAAAUGGCAUUUUAACAUCAGACAUCAGAUCCACACAACUUGUAUCUAAAUUCAAAACCCUGAUUGAACUGAACAAACUGAAGAUUUAAGCUCUAGGGAUGAAACCAUAUAUUCAUCUUAACUGCACCAAAGAUCCUUAGAGCCACCAAUGUCAGUCCCCUAGGAGUUGCCAUAGAGUCAGAAAUGUAACCCUUGUGAAUAUGGGAUUUUUAUUGUAUAGUACUUUUCUUUAAAUUUUGCUUUCUGGAUGUUGAUUAUUACAGUGUGAAUUAGUUUAUCUGUAUUAAAACAUCAAUGAAACUGAAAUAUUUUUAAAAGAGAGAAAUGCUCUGCUAUUUAGCAGAGAUUUUCAAUUUGGUUUUAAGAAUCUUUGUGUUGCCAUUUUAUGCAUGCUUGCCUCUAGAAAACAGAUUGACCCAAAAAUAAAUGACAUAGUAAGAAUUUCUAGAAAGAAGGCUGUCAGUUAUUCCUAUCUUUAGAUAUUCUUUUUUUGUGAUGAUUAGUUUGUAUUAUAUGUUAGAUAUUUCAUAUAUUCUUUUAGUAUAUAAUAUUUAGAUUAUGAAUCCUAUACCAUUGUAGGAGCUGAAUCAAGGAAAUCUUACUUGAACUCUAAAUAACUUGUUGUCCUCUGUACUUUGAACAAGUUGCUGAUUUUUCUACUUUGAACAAGUUGCUGAUCUCUGUACUUUAGAUAACUUGCUGAGCCUGGCAUUUGAACUCUGUAUAACUCUUGUAAAUCAUGAGACAUUUAUUGAGCAACAAUACCCCAAAUAUGGUAGUGCCACCUUGUUAGGAAGUGUGUAUGAAAUCAUGAGUUACAACUGCGCAUGUCUGUAAAAGUUAAAGGUUUUCCCCUGACGUUAAGUCCAGUCGUGACCGACUCUGGGGGUUGGUGCUCAUCUCCAUUUCUAAGCCGAAGAGCCGGCAUUGUCCGUAGACACCUCCAAGGUCAUGUGGCCGGCAUGACUGCAUGGAGCGCCUUUACCUUCCCGCCGGAGCAGUACCUAUUUAUAUACUCACAUUUGCAUGUUUUCGAUGGUCUAAACUGAACUGCCACUCAGUGUAAGGGCACUUUGCAGUUGGUCUGUCACCACAGUGAUUAUUCUUUGCAGCAGUAAAUUACUUUGAAAUCUA
Messenger RNA from Anolis carolinensis (green anole), 4019 nucleotides. RefSeq names its product zinc finger protein 883. NCBI's taxonomy places the organism in Eukaryota, Metazoa, Chordata, Lepidosauria, Squamata, Anolidae. The coding region runs from base 342 to 2192 and encodes 616 amino acids. The transcript has 3 exons. The record is from RefSeq and is a predicted model, not a curated record.